This is a messenger RNA of Capsicum annuum, 1139 nucleotides long. Its product is annotated as peroxidase A2. The transcript is spliced from 4 exons. Gene Ontology annotation, molecular function: heme binding; peroxidase activity. The record is from RefSeq and is a predicted model, not a curated record. Lineage: Eukaryota; Viridiplantae; Streptophyta; Magnoliopsida; Solanales; Solanaceae. Gene Ontology annotation, biological process: hydrogen peroxide catabolic process; response to oxidative stress. Bases 1 to 996 code for a protein of 331 amino acids.
AUGACUUCUUUUUCUUCUAAUUUCUUAGCAAUAUUUUGCAUUGUGCUUCUUGUUUUCAUUUUUUUCUCAAAAUCAAAUGCUCAAUUGAAUUCCAAUUUUUAUUCAACUACAUGUCCAAAUGUUUCGAAUAUUAUUCAAAAUGCUAUUAUAAAAGCGUUACAAUCUGAUGCACGCAUUGGUGCUAGUCUUCUUCGACUUCAUUUCCACGAUUGCUUUGUUAAUGGAUGUGAUGCAUCAGUAUUGUUGGAUAAUAAUGCAACAACAAAUAUAAUAAGUGAGAAAGAUGCAAGACCAAAUGCAAAUUCCUUAAGGGGUUUUAAUGUUGUUGACAACAUUAAGGUUGUUGUUGAGAAUAGUUGUCCUGGUGUUGUUUCUUGUGCUGACAUUCUUGCUCUUGCUGCUCAAUCUUCUGUUUCUCUGGCAGGUGGUCCUUCAUGGAAUGUAUUGUUAGGAAGAAGAGAUAGCAAAACAGCAAAUCAAAAAGGAGCUAAUACUUCAAUUCCUUCUCCUAUUGAAAGUAUAAAUAAUAUUAUUGCAAAAUUUUCUGCUGUUGGGCUAAAUACUACUGAUCUAGUUGCCUUAUCAGGUGCUCACACAUUUGGACGUGCUCAAUGUGGUUUAUUCAGAGAGAGGCUUUACAAUUUUAGUGGCACUGGAAAACCUGAUCCCACGUUAAGCACAACUUAUUUAGCUAAAUUAAUGCAAAUAUGUCCACAAAAUGGAAGUUUUACUACUUUGGUUAAUCUUGAUUUAACAACUCAAGAUAAAUUUGACAACAAUUAUUUCACAAAUUUGCAAAAUCAAAAUGGACUUUUGCAGUCAGAUCAAAAAUUAUUUUCAGGAAUUGGUGCAUUUUCCAAUAUUGUUAAUACAUUUAGAAGGGACCAAAAUGUCUUUUUCCAGAACUUUGUGGUGUCAAUGAUUAAAAUGGGGAAUAUUCGUCCAUUAAUAGGGACUAAUGGUGAAAUUAGAUCAGAUUGUAAGAGAGUUAAUUAAAGAAAGUUUUAUUUGUUUAGAAUUUAGAUUGAUUAUUAUUAAAUCAAUCUAAUAUUUCAUUUUAUUGUAAUAUUAUUACUAACUAUUUGUGGAUUGGGAUCAUGUAAAAUUUAUAUUUGAUGAGUUCGAUCUUUAUGUAUUUA